Molecule: messenger RNA, 312 nt
Organism: Ostertagia ostertagi
Lineage: Eukaryota; Metazoa; Nematoda; Chromadorea; Rhabditida; Trichostrongylidae
Source: the annotation of a GenBank genome assembly
AUGAAAAAAUAUUUCGCUAUCCAUUUAUUGCUAUUAGUCUUGCAAACCAAUGGACAGAAGGCGAGAAAAAACUGGUCACAAAAGUCCUUGGAACUCGAUGGAGAUGGGACGUUUGGUCUGUGUGAAAACGAAUUUGGUCAGUCGUAUUACUUCAAGGAAUACGAAGGACAAGAGAAUCUAUGUCUGAAACACGUGGCGAAGGUGAAAUACAGCAAUCUAAUCAAUGAAACAGGAUGGGCAUAUGUUGAAGUCGAAGUUUCACCACGAAUAACGCAACCAUACAAACAAGGAUAUGCUGCUGGAUUUGUGGAA